UUGCCUCCUCCAGCGCAUUCCCACUCUCCGCACCAUGAAGACCUUUGUCGCUGCCCUCAUCGUCGCGUCUGCGUCCGCCGCGGUCCCCGACUGCUCCGUCGCCAACUUUGCCGGUCUCUUGCCCAUCGCGAUGGACGGCAACGGCGUCUUUGCCACGUGCAGCAAGGACAUCAACGAGCCCGUCUCGGCCAUGAUGAACCCCAACUGGAUCCCCAAGAACCUCCAGAUGGUCAAGGACUUUGCCAAGUCGAGCAACUGCAAGAACUUUUACAAGACCGUCACCGACUUUAUGCUCACGAUCAAGCCGCCAUGCAUGCUGCACCAGGCGGGAGCUGACUUGUCCACAGAUUACGCAGGCACGAUUCCGUUCGACACGUCGAUCCAAACGUGGACGGCGUACUACUCGCCGCCGACGCCCAAGCCAACCGAUGCACCGACGCCUGCACCGACCGUCGCGCCGACGCCCAAGCCAACGGAUGCGCCGACGCCCGCGCCUACUGUCGCUCCGACGCCCAACCCUGCGUGCUAGGUUGUCGAGCGAAUCGUGUGCAUUGCGCAAGGUGGGACAUCGCAGUUGUGGUGUGUGUAUAUCCUGAAUCCAUUGUUUUAUGUGACGUUGA
Messenger RNA from Saprolegnia diclina VS20, 620 nucleotides. RefSeq lists its product as hypothetical. The record is from RefSeq and is a predicted model, not a curated record. NCBI's taxonomy places the organism in Eukaryota, Oomycota, Saprolegniomycetes, Saprolegniales, Saprolegniaceae. The transcript has a single exon. The coding region runs from base 35 to 529 and encodes 164 amino acids.